This is a messenger RNA of Cephus cinctus (wheat stem sawfly), 2231 nucleotides long. RefSeq lists its product as uncharacterized. The record is from RefSeq and is a predicted model, not a curated record. Bases 1409 to 2098 code for a protein of 229 amino acids. Lineage: Eukaryota; Metazoa; Arthropoda; Insecta; Hymenoptera; Cephidae. The transcript is spliced from 3 exons.
GAAUGGCUCGUGGGACGUAAAGGCAGACAGGGAUACACAAACAAGCCAGGCGCGAACCUUUUAACCUAUACCUUUCUCUUAGUAGGAAAGUCCCCUUUAACGAGAAUCCGUUUAAUACGUGAAUAUUGAAUUCGAUCUUGGAAUAAAUUUUCAAUUGAACAUCGAUAAUGCAUAGCAGCGACCUCGAACUCCUCUGGUAACUGGGCUGAGCAGCCAUUGUAAGCUUUUAGUUCACGUGCCCUUCGUGCCUUUUAACAGAUGGCGUAUCAAUCGUGGCUACCGUCACGUUGCGGAAUGUGGGUUCGGUGGAUUAGAAAUGUCAACACUAGACUCGAACAUAAAUAGCAAACGUAUCCUAUUGGUAGUACGAAGAUCGCGACUGAUAUGAUCUACCCCUAUAAAGACUUAAAUGAUCCGGAGUCAAUUCGAUCAAUCGUGACGAUCAUGGCCUUUCGACGAUCCUUUGGACUUUGCAGACGAUAAAUUCCAGUGUCAUCUUCACGGAGUAACUUUUCUUACCCUUAUACGGUCCUUCUUGUCGCCCUUGCUUCCAGUCGAUUAUACAAUGAUAUUUAUUCUACUUGGAGCAAUAACUGAUUUAAUAAGAUGGAAUUUAAAUGUAAGUCGAUUUACAACGGUCACGUCAAUUCGAUUUUAAUGAAUGAUUCAUCGACGCGAACGCUCCGCUACGGGGUUACGUGUGGAACAUUUGACAGUUGUUGGACAUUAGGCAAGUACAGAACGUCAAUUAUUUAUACUUUUGAAAAUAACGUCGUUCUUCAGAUACUUAGGUGUACUGUACUUAAACUAUUGCACGCCUCGAAUUAUUUAUCGCCGUGCAUCGGUUUCAGUGAAGGUGUCGCACGGUGGUAUCCGUUUGGUUUCUAUUAGUCAAGAGACUGAAGAAAUCUUUUCACGUGCGAAGAUUUCAACCGUCAUUUGGCAUCGAGUGCUGUGCAAACAUUGAAAUCCUGGCAAUUCGUCAUGCUUCAAAAUUUCAGUUAGAAAUCGUUCCUAAACAGGAUAUCUAAUUAGAAUAUACUUCCUACUUUGAAAACAUGAUACCAUCAUAAUAAAUGUAAAUGAAAAUAUAAUAUUUCUAGUUUCACCUGCAUGGACGAUAAUUAAACUCAGUAUUUUUAUGACUAUCAUAGAAACUUUAUGACCGGCAUUGAGGAACGAUCGUUCAGGUAUAUUCUUUUAUUUCAUAUAGCAUUCUGGUUACUUCGAUCAUCAAGGAUGAUCUUGACGAAUGGCCGGUAGGAUCAAAAGCCUGAAUUGACUCUAAAUCGCAUUACACAAUUUCAGAUGACGCCGUGAGAAGCACCGAAAGUCUCUUUUAUUGUAGGAAUCAGAUGAGGACAGGUGAGGCUCACGAUGAUCUCUCGAGGUCUCUGGGAAGGCGGGGAUGCGAUCUACGAGAGGAUCAAGAGAGGGAGAGACAGGAGCGGAGAUCACUAUAAAGCUCGAUGGUCCAGCUAAGCCAUCAUUGAGUAUCCUUAUUCCCAGUGUCUGGCUAUGUUAUCGGGAGAGAGUGAGGACAUUAAGUGAACAAGUGAUCAUGAUGGAGUGUUACCUAAUCACGAUUAAAUCCUUGGUUUUCUAUGCUUUGCUCUGGCACGUGUUCGCCGAGAAGUUAUCACCGGAUCAGAAGGCACCCCUGUUCGCACGUGGUUCCGGUGGACUCAGUUUGCCUACACCAUUCGAAUCGAGUCCUGCUGCGUCGACCAGAUUGAGUCCUGCUGGUCCUAUCAGCCAGAGUAACACACCCAACUUUGGGGAUGACGUCCAGAGGGAGGAAACUGCAGAAUUGAAACUGGUGGGGGGUCAAUUGGUUCGGACUGUCCAGGGUCAAUUUUCUUAUAAGAGUCCCGAGGGUCUUCCUAUUUCCGUCAAGUACAUUGCUGACGAGAAUGGAAACAGAGCCAGCUUCAGCUUCGGAACGGAUCCCGGAAGAAGGUCGCAGGCUUUUUCAAAACUUCCAGGUCCUCAGAAAGCAGGUACCAGUGGCGGUCUACCCGGUCAAAAUGGGGGAAAUGCAUACCUGCCACCACAAAAUCCUCCUCAAGUGACUAAGGGUUACUUACCUCCUGAGUAAUCAAAAGGAAUUCAAUUUUAUGGAAAUUGACAAUUCAAUUCUAUCGUUAUUAUUCAUUCGGAACAGUUCACAGGCGUACCUGCUGCAAGUACAAAACUAUAUUUCAUAAUAAACAGAAACAUACUCUCUUGAA